Microtus oregoni (creeping vole) is the source of this 2497-nucleotide messenger RNA. RefSeq names its product fibroblast activation protein alpha (gene Fap). The record is from RefSeq and is a predicted model, not a curated record. Gene Ontology annotation, molecular function: dipeptidyl-peptidase activity; serine-type endopeptidase activity. The coding region runs from base 243 to 2288 and encodes 681 amino acids. The transcript has 25 exons. NCBI's taxonomy places the organism in Eukaryota, Metazoa, Chordata, Mammalia, Rodentia, Cricetidae. Gene Ontology annotation, biological process: proteolysis.
CUGGAAGACGGACUUGCUUCUUUUCAACGGUUUCCACAGAUGCAGUGACCCACGCUGUGCAGUGAGAAUCAGCUAACUUUCAAAAACAUCUGGAGAAAUGAAGACAUGGCUGAAAACUGUCUUCGGAGUUGCCACUUUGGCUGCGCUUGCUUUACUGGUGAUAUGCAUUGUCUUACGGCCCUCCGGAGACCAGAACCCCGAAAGAAACACAAGGAGAGUUCUCACUCUGAAGGAUAUUUUAAAUGGAACAUUCUCAUAUAAAACAUUUUUCCCAAACUGGAUUUCAGAAAAGUGUGAAUGCUUCAGAUUAUGGUCUGUCACCUGAUCGGCAAUUUGCAUAUCUAGAAAGUGAUUAUUCAAAGCUUUGGCGAUACUCAUACACAGCGACAUACUACAUCUAUGACCUUCGAAAUGGGGAAUUUGUGAGAGGCUAUGAGCUCCCUCGUCCAAUUCAGUAUCUAUGCUGGUCGCCUGUUGGGAGUAAAUUAGCAUAUGUCUAUCAAAACAAUAUUUAUUUGAAACAAAGACCAGGAGAUCCACCUUUUCAAAUAACUCACACUGGAAGAGAAAAUAAAAUAUUUAAUGGAAUCCCUGACUGGGUUUAUGAAGAGGAAAUGCUUGCUGCAAAAUAUGCUCUUUGGUGGUCUCCAAGUGGAAAAUUUUUGGCAUAUGCAGAAUUUAACGAUUCGGACAUACCAAUUAUUGCCUAUUCCUAUUACGGUGAUGGACAGUAUCCUAGAACAAUAAAUAUUCCAUACCCAAAGGCUGGAGCUAAGAAUCCUGUUGUCCGUAUCUUUAUUGUUGAUACUACCUACCCGCACCACGUGGGCCCCAUAGAAGUACCAGUUCCAGAAAUGAUAGCAUCAAGUGACUAUUAUUUCAGUUGGCUCACUUGGGUGACUGAUGAACGAAUAUGUUUGCAGUGGCUAAAGAGAGUGCAGAAUGUCUCAGUCCUGUCUAUAUGUGACUUCAGGGAAGAUUGGCACUCAUGGGACUGUCCAAAGACCCGGGAACAUAUAGAAGAAAGCAGAACAGGAUGGGCUGGUGGAUUCUUUGUUUCAACACCAGCUUUUAGCUACGAUGCCAUUUCGUACUACAAAAUAUUUAGCGACAAGGAUGGUUACAAACAUAUUCACUAUAUCAAAGACACUGUGGAAAAUGCUAUUCAAAUUACAAGUGGCAAGUGGGAGGCCAUAUAUAUAUUCAGAGUGACACAGGAUUCACUGUUUUAUUCUAGCAAUGAAUUUGAAGGUUACCCUGGAAGAAGAAACAUCUACAGAAUUAGCAUUGGAAACUCUCCUCCGAGCAAGAAGUGUGUUACUUGCCAUCUAAGGAAAGAAAGGUGCCAAUAUUACACAGCAAGUUUCAGCUACAACGCCAAGUACUAUGCACUCGUCUGCUAUGGCCCUGGCCUCCCCAUUUCUACCCUGCACGACGGCAGAACAGACCAAGAAAUCCAAAUACUGGAAGAAAACAAGGAAUUGGAAAAUGCCCUGAGAAAUAUCCAGCUGCCUACAGAGGAAAUUAAGAAGCUUGAUGACGGUGAAAUAACUUUAUGGUACAAGAUGAUUCUUCCUCCUCAAUUUGACAGAUCAAAGAAGUACCCUUUGCUAAUCCAAGUGUAUGGAGGUCCCUGCAGCCAGAGUGUCAAGUCUGUCUUUGCUGUUCAUUGGAUAACUUAUCUUGCAAGUAAGGAGGGGAUAGUUGUUGCCUUGGUGGAUGGCCGAGGCACUGCUUUCCAAGGUGACAAGUUCCUGUAUGCGGUGUAUCGGAAGCUGGGUGUAUAUGAAGUGGAGGACCAGAUCACUGCUGUCAGAAAAUUCAUAGAAAUGGGUUUCAUUGAUGAAAAAAGAAUAGCCAUAUGGGGCUGGUCCUACGGAGGUUAUGUUUCAUCCCUGGCCCUUGCAUCCGGAACGGGUCUUUUCAAGUGUGGGAUAGCAGUGGCUCCCGUCUCCAGCUGGGAAUAUUACGCAUCCAUCUACACAGAGCGAUUCAUGGGCCUCCCGACAAAGGAUGAUAAUCUCGCGCACUAUAAAAAUUCAACUGUGAUGGCAAGAGCAGAAUAUUUCAGAAAUGUAGACUAUCUUCUCAUCCACGGAACAGCAGAUGAUAAUGUGCAUUUCCAGAACUCAGCACAGAUUGCUAAAGCUUUGGUUAAUGCACAAGUGGAUUUCCAGGCCAUGUGGUACUCGGACCAGAACCACGGCCUAUCAUCUCGCGGGUCCACCAACCACUUAUACAUCCACAUGACCCACUUCCUCAAACAAUGCUUUUCUUUAUCCGACUGAACCAAGGCGGGUACUAGCCAGUCUGGGAGUUUCGCGUGGAUGACGUGGACCAUGAACAUUGGAAAGGCCGCUAACAAUUAAGGAGGGUUCCGAAGUUCAAGCUCAAUAUUGUUUACAUUUUCUUAUACUCUGUGAAAGAAGAGAAGAAGGGAGCCACGCAUCUCACUUUGGACACAAUGGUUUUAUCUCCUGCUCACUUGGGGUGAAAU